AUGAUUAUUCGGCAUAUUUAUUAUUCAUUACUCAUAUUAAUACAAGUAUUUAGUUUAAUUAAACAAACUUCUAGUUGCCCUAUUCCAUUUAAUAUUCAAUCAAAAUGCCGAUGCGCAAUAACUGAAAUAGGACGUGUUUAUAUUUAUUGUGCACGAAAACAAUUAAUUGCUGUACCUGAUUUUGAUAAUAGCAAUAUAAUUUUCGAUGAAUUAGUUUUAUCCGGUAAUCGAAUAUCCACUGUACAUAAAAAUGCUUUCAAUGGAUUAAAAUUGCGUAAACUUGAAUUUCAAUUAAAUCCACUAAAUUCAAUUGAAAGAAAUGCUUUUAUUGAUUUAUCAAAUUAUUUAGAAGAACUCAUUUUAUCGACAACACUAUUAUCGUCCGAAUUAAAGUCAAGUACAUUUAUAGAAAUUUUAUCUGAAUUACCAAAUUUAAAACGUUUAUUUCUACGCUCAUUCGAUUUAUCGAAUUCGUUUAGUAUUUCGAAUGCAAAAAUUGCUUUAACAGCAAGAAAAUUAACUCAACUUUCAUUACAGUCAUGUUCAAUUAAACAAAUUGAUGAUAUUGAUAAAUUUGUUAGUUUAUUUCCAAAUUUAGAACGAUUAGAUCUAUCAGAAAAUCACAUGGAAUAUUUUAAUAUUCCAUUAAUAUUAUCAUUGAAAAAACUAAAGAUUUUAAUUUUAAGUAAAAAUAAAAUUCAUCAUUUAAACAUACAAUCAACAAUAUCAUCAUUAACAUUGCAUCCAUCAAAUUCAUUGGUUGAACUUGAUUUAUCUUAUAACGGUAUUGAAACUAUAGACGAACAUAUUUUUGAAAUAAUAUCAUCUCAACUUGAAAUCUUAAAUUUACGUAACAAUGAAUUGGUAACAGAAAAACACUUAACAUUUCUUAUUCAUCUAUAUCAUUUACGUGAAUUUUAUUUUGAUUAUAAUCGUCUCGAAUCCAUUAAUCAAUUAUAUUUACCAUUGAAUUUAAAAAUAUUAUCAUUAAAAAAUAAUCGUUUAAAUUAUAUUAAUCUGUCUAUAUUAACACGUCUGGGACAUUUAGAAAAAUUAUAUUUAUCAUCAAAUAAAUUAACGCAAUGGUCAUCAACGAUAAAUAAUAUUUUUCCAUCAUUAGAAAUUCUUGAACUUGAUCGAAAUUAUCUAUCUGUUAUUUCAUCAUUAAAUGCACCGAAAUUAAAACAAUUAAAUUUAGAUGAAAAUUAUUUAGGAAAUAAAAUUGAUAAAAAAAUAUUUUCCAAUUUACCGUCUCUUGAGAGACUUCAAUUACGUGAUAAUCAAAUUGAAUCUAUUGAUAUCAAUGCAUUUCGAAACAGUCGUUUACAAGCGCUCGAUUUAACAAAUAAUAGUUUUACACUAAUGCCUCUUUUAAAUAAUCUUAAUGAAACACUACAAAUUUUAUCUCUUCGACUCAAUCAAAUUCGUACAAUUGACAAAUUAACGAUCAAUUCUUAUCAAGCUCUUCUUACAUUUGAAAUCGAUAAAAAUCCAUUAGAUUGCGAUUGUCACUUAUAUAAAAUUAUUCAAGAUUUAAUUCGUUCGAAAACUAAACUAACUGGUCAAUGUCAAACACCAUCCAAUCAUCGUAAUAUUAGUCUUAUUGAUUUAUCCGAUGAGCAAUUAUCAUGUCAUAUAAAUACUUUAUCUCAAAAUGCAUUUUUAAUGAAAAUAGAACCAGAACCAGAAACAACUACAACAACAACAACACUAAUGAUGACAUUCACAACAACGAUAGCAUCCACCACUACAUCGAUGGAGACGCCAAUCCAUGUAGAUAUAGUUAAAGAACUUGUUGAACACACUCGGGAAGAAGAGCUUUUUUUACCAAUAGCAACGACAACAGCCGAGAGAACAAUAGUAGAACGAAUUCGCAUAUCUGAUUUAGUAAUAACACCAAUAAAGAAUAAGACUCAUGUAUUAAUCCAAUGGGAACUGCAUCCAUUGAUGAAUGAAGAACAUUUAAAUGAUGAACAUCGUCGUCGUAUAAAUUUAAAACGUCAUGAUAUAAGUGGUUUUAAAUUAAGUUUGAAUUCGCCAAUUUACAAAAUGAGUCAAUUACUUGAUGCUUUACAAAGAAAUUAUACAAUAGAUUAUAUUGAAGAAGGUGAAAUAUGUUUAUUUUUACUUCGAAAAAUUGAUUAUGAUAAAUUUUGUAAACAAAUACAAUUUUUCUCAACAAGUCUACCGACACAAACAUUAAAAUCGUCGCUUAUUCUCGAUUCUAAAUCAAUACAACCAUUUUGGCAUUUAAAUGAACCAUCAAAAAGUAUCUUAAUUGGUUCAAUACUAGGUAUUUUAUUAGUACUUAUUCUUCUUCUUCUCAUUAUUUUAUUAAUAAAACGUUGUCCAUCCUUAUUAACAUGCCGUUUACGUGCAUCAAAAUAUCAUCAAAAUAAUGAUUCAAAAAGUGAAACACUACUGGUACGUCCAACUCCAACAAAUACUAUUCCAUGGUCACCAACAUCGGUACCAUUAGCAUCAACACAACCAUAUUUUUAUCAGCCCAAUCAUCAUCAGCAUCCUCUUCACACACGACCUAUUAGUUAUCAACCAAGUAUUUCUACUCAAUGUACAUGUCCAACUCAUUAUCAUAGUAGUGGUUCAUCAGCCACCGAUGCUAGUGCAAGUUCUAAUCCAGAACAAAAUUAUCAUAUUUAUCAAGAAAUUUUAAAUGAUGAUUAUAAAGCACAAAUAAUAUCGAAUAAUUUUCGAGCCUGUCGUCCGCUACAUAUUGAUACCAACUCCCCGCCAACAUCAACAUCCUCAAAUGCAACGACGACGACAAAUCCAGAACAGUGUCAACUUUGUUCGCUUAGUGUUCUUGUAUAA
Messenger RNA from Rotaria socialis, 2832 nucleotides. The record is from the annotation of a GenBank genome assembly. Lineage: Eukaryota; Metazoa; Rotifera; Eurotatoria; Philodinida; Philodinidae.